Prorocentrum cordatum is the source of this 309-nucleotide messenger RNA. The record is from the annotation of a GenBank genome assembly. Lineage: Eukaryota; Dinophyceae; Prorocentrales; Prorocentraceae.
GACCUCCUGGACGUUCAGACGGUUGCGACGUUCUUCUCUUUGCACGCCGACACCGCGGAGGCGGUGAAGCUCGCGGCGGCGGGCCACAAGACUGACCUCGAGUACCUCUUGCUGAAGAGUUUCAGCUCGUACCACCAGCUCGACAGCCCGAGCGCCGAGCAGAAGAAGCAGCUGCGCCUCGACAUAUCGAGGGAGAUGGCCUCGCGCGUCCACGCUGGCACGGUGCUCGUCGACAACUUGGCUGACGUCUUGGCGGUGGCGGUGCGGUCGGCGAAGCAGGGGCGCUACUCGAAGAACGAGCAGCAGUAG